GGUUUUUGGUAGCUCUAACAAGAAAUUUAAUGUGGAGUUCAACUACAUUGAAAUGCUUACCCCACUUAAUCGUUCUGGUGCUACUUAAAAUCACAUCUAAGAAGCAAACACUUGGGAGACCCACUAGUAGGGACUUUGAUAUCUAAUAUGUUAGAGAAAUUCAUUUUCAAGAGGCCAGGUCAAAUUGGCCUUACCACUCUCAACUAGGCUAGACUGUUAUUACCAAAUUAAGCCCACAUCUAAAUAUUUAAAGUCUUUCUAUGACUACAUAGAUGAGAACAUCCGUGUCAUGUUGGGUGACAAUGGAAUUCCCUGACAGUUCUGGCCACUUGGCUCUUCUGGAGCACUGUGGAGUCCUGGGCUGGAGAAUGGGAUAGAGCUUUCACCCUCACAAAACAGGCCCCUUUGGCGAUGGCUAUGGCAAGCCUCCGAAAAGAAUAUGCUUUUAAGGCUAUUAACCAGGGUGGCCUUACCUCAGUAGCUGUCAGGGGAAAAGACUGUGCAGUAAUUGUCACACAGAAGAAAGUUCCUGAUAAAUUACUGGAUUCCAGUACAGUGACUCACUUAUUCAAGAUAACAGAAAACAUUGGCUGUGUGAUGACUGGAAUGACAGCUGACAGCAGAUCCCAAGUACAGAGGGCACGCUAUGAGGCAGCUAAUUGGAAAUACAAGUAUGGCUAUGAGAUUCCUGUGGACAUGCUAUGUAAAAGAAUUGCUGAUAUUUCUCAAGUUUACACACAGAAUGCUGAAAUGAGGCCACUUGGUUGUUGUAUGAUUUUAAUUGGUAUCGAUGAAGAACAAGGCCCUCAGGUGUACAAGUGUGACCCUGCAGGUUACUACUGUGGGUUUAAAGCCACUGCAGCAGGUGUGAAACAAACUGAGUCAACCAGCUUCCUUGAAAAAAAAGUGAAGAAGAAAUUUGAUUGGACAUUUGAACAGACAGUGGAAACUGCAAUUACUUGCCUGUCUACUGUUCUUUCAAUUGAUUUCAAACCUUCAGAAAUAGAAGUUGGAGUAGUUACAGUUGAAAAUCCUAAAUUCAGGAUUCUUACAGAAGCAGAGAUUGAUGCUCACCUUGUUGCUCUAGCAGAGAGAGACUAAACAUUGUCAUUAGUUUACCAAGUCCAUGAAGCCACUUGCCUGUGUGUUUGAUAACAACAGACCAACAUUACGGAGGCCCUUGGAUUGAAAGAAGAACCUCUCCCACUCCUGCCACCCAAGUGGUUAGGAUUCUGUAUAAAUAAAAACAGUGCUU
Fukomys damarensis (Damara mole-rat) is the source of this 1255-nucleotide messenger RNA. RefSeq names its product proteasome 20S subunit alpha 6 (gene Psma6). Gene Ontology annotation, cellular component: nucleus; proteasome core complex; cytosol. Bases 412 to 1101 code for a protein of 229 amino acids. The transcript has 7 exons. Gene Ontology annotation, biological process: ubiquitin-dependent protein catabolic process. Lineage: Eukaryota; Metazoa; Chordata; Mammalia; Rodentia; Bathyergidae. The record is from RefSeq and is a predicted model, not a curated record.